UAGGGACUGUUGUACAGAGAUGGCGGUGCUGGGGGUCGUGCUGGGGCUGCUGGUAGCCUGCAUAGCUGCUGCUGCCAAGGAAUUGGUGCUGAAUGUGUGUAUGGAUGCCAAGCACCACAAAACCCAGCCGGGCCCGGAGGGGGCGCUGCAUGGACAGUGUGCCCCAUGGAAAGACAACGCCUGCUGCACGGCCCAGACCAGCACAGAGGCCCACAAGGACCAGUCCUACCUGUACAGCUUCAACUGGCACCACUGCGGAGUGAUGCCCGAGAAGUGCCGGCAGCACUUCAUCCAGGACAAGUGUCUGUACGAGUGCUCGCCCAACCUGGGGCCCUGGAUCCAGCAGGCGGACAGCAGCUGGCGCCGGCAGAGGAUCCUCCACGUGCCGCUGUGCAAGGAGGACUGCGAGCAGUGGUGGGAGGACUGCAAGGACGCCCGCACCUGCAAGGAGAACUGGCACAAGGGCUGGAACUGGACCACAGGGACCAACCGCUGCCCCCGCGGCUCCAGGUGUCGGCCGUUCUGGUCCGUCUUCCCCCGGCCGGCCGACCUGUGCGAGAAGAUCUGGUCCAACUCCUACAAAUACACCCAGGAGCACCGGGGCAGCGGGCGCUGCAUCCAGAUGUGGUUUGACCCGGCCCAUGGGAACCCCAACGUGGCUGUGGCCAAGUUCUAUGCCCAGAACGGAGCAGACACCUCUCCUGUGCCGUGGGCUGUGCUGGUGCUGCUGCCGCCUGCUCUCCUGGCCCUGCUCUGAGCAGCUGGCCAGCGCUGGCA
Messenger RNA from Pelodiscus sinensis (Chinese soft-shelled turtle), 777 nucleotides. Lineage: Eukaryota; Metazoa; Chordata; Testudines; Trionychidae. The record is from RefSeq and is a predicted model, not a curated record.